Molecule: messenger RNA, 372 nt
Organism: Debaryomyces fabryi
Lineage: Eukaryota; Fungi; Ascomycota; Pichiomycetes; Serinales; Debaryomycetaceae
Gene: CYB5
Product: Cyb5p
Exons: 1
Coding region: 1-372 (123 amino acids)
Biological process (GO): sterol biosynthetic process
Cellular component (GO): endoplasmic reticulum membrane; intracellular membrane-bounded organelle
Molecular function (GO): heme binding
Source: RefSeq, a predicted model, not a curated record
AUGUCUGAAGAAGAAAAUUUGAAAGCAUAUACUUUAGAUGAAGUUUCGCAACACAACACCGUGGACGACCUCUGGGUUAUCUACGAUGGAGGGGUCUACGAUAUCACCAAAUACAUAGAUGAACAUCCAGGUGGUGAAGAAGUUGUCGUUGAUGUCGCUGGUACAGAUGCUACUGAAGCUUUCGAAGACAUUGGACACUCAGACGAUGCCCGUGAAAUUUUGAAGGGGUUAUUGAUUGGUAAAGUACAAGGUGGCACCAUCAAGUCACCAGUUAGUGCUGUCAGUCAGUCUGAAAGCACCGGUUCUUCGAUGCCAAUGAUUGCUAUUUUUGUGUUGUUACUCGCUGUUGGUGUUUAUUUUUAUAUCAAAUAG